ACACGACUCGACACUCACCGCGCACGCCGACAUAGCCGCCGAUCGUUGUAAUUUAGGAUUAAAUUGUUAAAUUAGACUGUUGCCGCUAACAUGUUUACCCUGUGGACGCUGAUCGAAGCCUCGCUGCUGUGCCUGAACGCGGUCUGCAUCCUGCACGAGGAGCGGUUCCUGGCCAAGUUUGGAUGGGGUCGCCAGGCGGGUCAGCAGGACUUUGGAGCCCCCACGGCCAAGGACCAGGUGCUGAACCUCAUCCGCUCCAUCCGCACAGUGGCCAAAAUUCCCCUGAUCUUCCUUAAUAUAAUUGCGAUUUUAUUUAAACUAUUACUUGGCUGACGCCUUAGACCGUAACAAAUGUACCACAUAAAGCCUUUGCAAGCCGAAAA
This is a messenger RNA of Drosophila kikkawai, 383 nucleotides long. Its product is annotated as immediate early response 3-interacting protein 1. Gene Ontology annotation, cellular component: endoplasmic reticulum membrane; COPII-coated ER to Golgi transport vesicle; Golgi membrane. The record is from RefSeq and is a predicted model, not a curated record. Lineage: Eukaryota; Metazoa; Arthropoda; Insecta; Diptera; Drosophilidae. Gene Ontology annotation, biological process: endoplasmic reticulum to Golgi vesicle-mediated transport.